Rhizophagus irregularis DAOM 181602=DAOM 197198 is the source of this 690-nucleotide messenger RNA. NCBI's taxonomy places the organism in Eukaryota, Fungi, Glomeromycota, Glomeromycetes, Glomerales, Glomeraceae. The record is from RefSeq and is a predicted model, not a curated record.
AUGUCACUUAAUGAAAAUGAAGUAUAUGAAAUACAAGUAUAUACAAGAAAAUAUCAAAUAGGGACGUGUUUUACCUGUCAAAAGUGUUUAUACUGUGAAAAAGACCUUACAUUUGAAAAUUGUCAUUGUAAUAAGUAUGAAAAACCAACUAAAAAUAACCGAACAGCCAAAGUACGUGGCUAUAGAGGUUUGUGCUAUGACACAAGUAACGCUCAACCAUUUUUAAAAGAAUUUAUGAAGAAAAGUAAUCUUAAGUUUGGUUAUGAAGUCAACCUGGCAACUUCCUUUUAUUGUUCACUUUGUACAGCUUGUAAUAUGAAUCAAGUAACAGAAUUACAGCUUCGUAUAUCAAUUAAAAAUGGAAAAGAGAUUUUACCAUCUAUUUUAGUCAACUGGUCUUUUGAUGAUAUAAAAUAUAAUGAUCUUUCAACAAAAAUUGAACAACUUGUCUCUGAACAUAUAGGAUUAACCUUUAGUAAUGAAUAUUUUUUGGCAUAUAAGGGUAGUUCAGAAGUUGGAGCAGGAACACUUUUAGAUAAUGAAAUUACUUUUGAAGAAUUUCUAAAAGAUUAUAAACGUUACAUCUCUAAUAAUAAAAAAGUGAUGAUAAUUGUAACUAUGAAGGAUAAGAAAAAAGAUAAGAAAAAACGAGAAUAUAAAGUAAAUUUUGGGUUCAAUCUGAAUUCUUAA